AUGACCCGGGACAGAGUCUCCGAGAAGUGGGAACUACACAGCAGAGAUGAGUCUGAACAUGGGAGCGAUGUGGAGCCUGGUGAUGCUGUGCCUGCCCUGGGCAACCUCAGAGUGGUUAUCAACUUGAAGACAAACAAUAGUCAGAUUAACCUUAAGGUCACCUCCUGUUGUCUGUCCCCAACUAUUCAGCCAGACACCACCAACUCCACCUGCUGCCUUUUCUCCAGGUUAGCAGCAGAGCCUACGUGGAUCACACUGCUGCCCAGUACCCUGUCAACCAGUUCCAGCUUCACCAUUAGUCUCUUCCAAAUGAUUAAUUACUCAGUAGUCUACCUACACUGUGAUCUCAGUGUCUGCCUGAGGAACCGCUCUCUAUGUGAAAGGCAGUGCCUAAAGCAGAGGAGUAAAUCUUCCUUAGAGGGUUCAAAGGCUGCUGAGACCAAUCUCAGGAAUCGCAUAUCCUUUGGUCCUAUGUUGAGAGAAGUGAAUAAUUCUACCUUCCCUGGGGAGAUAGGUAAUUAUUAGCUGUGCCUUAAAACAAAAACGAUCAAUCUGAGAUAACAGCACACGAGAGCUGCCGGGCAGGAAAUGGGCAAUGACCAUGCCAUUUAUCUAGUAUGUUAGGAGAUGAGACAUAAGUGGCUCUUUAUGUGCAGAUAUACUGUAUAUGUAGCUCUCCGUGGGUUUAUCCAUGUGCAAAACAUAUGCACCAAGGUGCUUUGUACAUCAAAAAGUUGUGGAUACGUUCUGUUCCGCAAGGACGCACAAUACUGGAAUGAGAAGAGUAGAAACAGUACAAGAGUAUUAAGCCACAAAAGGACUGGAAUGCCUCUGUCUUUUGGGCCAACAUGUUGCACUUAUCCAAAGAGUGUUGCAAAUCUUGAAUUGUGUAAAAUAGAAAUUGGUAAUAAUCAACACCAUCAAAGACAUUUGCAAUUAAUUGGAGACCCCCCCCCAAAAAAACAUUAGGAUAGUGCUAACAAGUCAGAGUCUCUAUUUGUUUUCAGACCCGUCAGAGCUUGACCUGGUUCUGGUCAUCGUUAGCCUGUUGGUUGGCUUCACUAUCGUCACGGUGACGCUGCUGCUGGUGUGGCUGGCCUACCAUCGCCCGGCAAUUUGGCUGCUCCACUCAGCAUCUCCACGACGAGCCUGCUGUGGGUGUGCUGGAGGUGACUUGAUCCUACCGUGACCAAGGAUGCACCACUGCCAAUUACACUGAUCACGUCCUCACCAAAAUAGCUGCCGACAAUUACAUUAUUCAACAGACAGUGGAGCAGUCAAUCAUAUUAACCGUAGAACAGAGGCGGCCACUUGUAUCAGCCGGUACAGGCCAGACUAGAAGAUGAGAAGCAAUCCAAUUCACACCUCCUCUCGAAGGUGACACAGCUGUUGCAGUCGAAUAUCACACUUAACAAUGAGCAGUCUAUUAUCAUUCGCUGAAAAUAAACACCUUCCCCAAAUAGAAAAGCUGCUCUGAUCCCUUCAUUUUCCCUCAGAGGCAACAAAUCAAUAGUCUUUGUAUCCCACUUUGAGAUAGACUGCUCGUUAAAACCAGUUUACAUAAUGUAUUCAUUCGUGAUUUGACAGUUAUAUUGAGCCUCUGUGAUCAAGUGUUAAGAGAAAAUAUCACUCAUUGGUUUACGAAAAACUCCUAGCUCAUUUUUAGUUGUAAUCAAACGUACACAAACCCUCUGAAAUGCUGGUUUUCAUUUUAUAUGUCCAAUCAAAAUGACAUAUUACAUCAAUAUGUUAUAUGGCAAAUAAUAUACAAAUGGUUAAUCAUUAAUCAUC
Messenger RNA from Gymnodraco acuticeps, 1791 nucleotides. Its product is annotated as uromodulin-like 1. Bases 1 to 525 code for a protein of 174 amino acids. The record is from RefSeq and is a predicted model, not a curated record. The transcript is spliced from 4 exons. Lineage: Eukaryota; Metazoa; Chordata; Actinopteri; Perciformes; Bathydraconidae.